Diospyros lotus (date-plum) is the source of this 2049-nucleotide messenger RNA. Its product is annotated as sulfoquinovosyl transferase SQD2-like. Gene Ontology annotation, biological process: sulfolipid biosynthetic process; glycolipid biosynthetic process. The transcript has 12 exons. Gene Ontology annotation, molecular function: UDP-sulfoquinovose:DAG sulfoquinovosyltransferase activity. The record is from RefSeq and is a predicted model, not a curated record. Bases 91 to 1587 code for a protein of 498 amino acids. Lineage: Eukaryota; Viridiplantae; Streptophyta; Magnoliopsida; Ericales; Ebenaceae. Gene Ontology annotation, cellular component: chloroplast envelope.
ACCUGAAUAAACCGCCCACAAGUGUUGAGGAUCAGUUCAGAGUGGGGCCACCGCAUAUGAAAUACACAAUUGAAUUGGUUCCAAAUUCCAAUGGGAAGUUCAGGAGCAUAUACUGAGCAUGAGCAAAGCUUCAAAAAUUAUUCCACUCCUAUGAAAAGAAUAUCCAGUCAGAGGCAUCUCAUCUCAUCUCCAUUGCAAUUGCUUGCCCAAUUCAAAUACCAAGGACUCCUGAUUUGGGCCUUCGUUGCAGCAACCAAGAUGACCAUUACGGAGUUCAGGGAUGAAGAGGGAAGCCCUCCUCUUCUACUGGAAUCGGAUUUCGGUUCCCGUCCUCGCCGCAUCGCUCUCUUUGUUGAGCCCUCUCCUUUCGCAUAUGUGUCUGGGUAUAAAAAUCGGUUCCAGAAUUUUAUUAAAUAUUUGCGGGAAAUGGGAGAUGAGGUGAUGGUCAUUACAACUCAUGAAGGAGUGCCUCAGGAAUUUUAUGGAGCAAAAUUGAUUGGAUCUCAAAGCUUUCCGUUUCCCUGGUACCGGAAUGUGCCUCUCUCCUUAGCACUAAGCCCUAGAAUAAUCUCAGAAGUUGCCCGGUUUAAGCCUGAUAUAAUACAUGCAUCCUCACCCGGUAUUAUGGUAUUUGGUGCCCUUGUUAUUGCCAAAUUAUUAUGCAUUCCUUUAGUGAUGUCCUAUCACACUCAUGUUCCAGUAUACAUACCCAGAUAUACCUUUAGUUGGCUGGUGAAACCGAUGUGGUUGGUCAUAACUUUUUUUAUUGCCUUAACAGAAUUCCUACAUACGUUCGCGGAUCUUACACUGGUGCCAUCAGCUGCCCUUGCUAAGGAGCUUGAAGCAGCUAGGGUAACAGAAGCUAACAAGAUUCGUCUCUGGAAUAAGGGUGUUGAUUCUGAGUGCUUCCAUCCUCGAUAUUACUCUCAUGAAAUGAGAUUAAGAUUAAGCAAUGGGGAGCCGGACAAACCCUUGAUUGUCCAUGUUGGACGACUAGGACUCGAGAAGAGUUUGGACUUACUGAAAAGGGUCAUGGACAAGAUUCCUGAGGCAAGAAUUGCUUUUGUUGGAGAUGGGCCAUACAGGGAGGAGCUGGAGAAGAUGUUCCAGGGCAUGCCUGCCUCGUUCGCAGGGAUGUUAGGAGGGGAGGAGCUCUCCCAGGCAUAUGCGAGUGGGGAUGUUUUUGUAAUGCCUUCAGAAUCAGAGACGCUCGGUCAAGUUGUCCUGGAGGCCAUGUCGUCUGGCCUCCCCGUGGUGGCUGCCCGUGCUGGAGGAGUCAUGGAUAUAAUCCCCGAAGACCAGGAGGGCAAAACGGGGUACUGCUUCAACCCUGGAGAUGUCGAUGACUGCGUGCGCAAAUUGAAGCCGCUGUUGUACGACUAUGAACUAAGAGAAACCAUCGGCAGAGCUGCGCGCGAAGAAAUGGAGAAGUGCGAUUGGAAGGCAGCCACCCGAACCAUACGCAAUGAAGAUUAUAACGCGGCCAUCCAGUUCUGGCAUAAGAAUCGGGCACAGGUACUGAGACCCUUCCAGUGGCUAUUCAGGCGGAUUUUCCAGGGUUCACCGGAACUUAUUAGCUACCAGUGAUGUACAUAUAGGUAUCUUUACCAACUCGGGGUUUCCGGCAUAUUGUUUGUCCUUGGAAGCAUAUAUAUUUGCCUUGAAAGAAAGGGCUUCUGGGAUGUCUGUACAAUGGAAUGCAUAUAGAUAUUUUUAUCAACUCGAUCGGGUUUCUGGCAAAUACACAUACCUUGGAAGCAAAGCAAAGCAUCUAUAUUUGCCUUGAAAGAAAGGCCUACUGUGGGAUGUCUGCACAAUGAAAUGCUUCUUGUUUGUAUAAUAUUUGAAGACUGUAAUCAUUUGCUGUGUUUCGCACUUCUUAGGGUCAUAGAAAAUCCAAGUCAACAAUUCUCAAUUCAUUUGGAUGUAUAUAUAGUUAAUAAACUGGGGAAAUUUAUCAAUUUAAUAUUUAUUGUGUUGUGUUGUAUUGUAUUAAAUUGUGGAUUUCGAGCAAAGAAUUACAGGAUUCGCUUACUACUAGUAGUGGUG